This is a messenger RNA of Centruroides sculpturatus (bark scorpion), 1547 nucleotides long. It is a transcript of the gene Hacd2, whose product is annotated as very-long-chain (3R)-3-hydroxyacyl-CoA dehydratase-like. Gene Ontology annotation, biological process: sphingolipid biosynthetic process; very long-chain fatty acid biosynthetic process; fatty acid elongation. The transcript is spliced from 10 exons. NCBI's taxonomy places the organism in Eukaryota, Metazoa, Arthropoda, Arachnida, Scorpiones, Buthidae. Bases 165 to 1283 code for a protein of 372 amino acids. The record is from RefSeq and is a predicted model, not a curated record. Gene Ontology annotation, cellular component: endoplasmic reticulum membrane. Gene Ontology annotation, molecular function: 3-hydroxyacyl-CoA dehydratase activity.
UGUCGCUACUUCGAUACAUGCGACGAUUUAAUUCGUCACGAGAUAAGGCGGAGUGACGUCGAUUUCGUAAUAAAUAAGGUGAUUUAAUCUCGUCUCCCGGAAAUAUUGGAGGAUAAUAUUGGCAGAGGGCGUUGCGUAGCGAUUAAAUUGCCAGAGAAUUCGAAAUGGGUUCCGUAGGUACUUUGAGCCCCUUCGUGUAUUGGGCUCAAACGGAGAAGAAUUUAUCGCUGAGAGUCGAUCUGAGAAACGUAAAAGCUCCUAACGUAAGCCUGACAUGCAACGAAUUGGAGUUCAGCGCAAAUGGGAUCGGAGCCAAGGGACAGAAUCAAUACUAUUUCACGAUUAAGUUUUAUCAGAAUGUCGAUCCCAACGAUAGCCAAUAUAGAAUUACGGAUCGCGAAGUAGAUUUCAGCAUAGUGAAAAAGGAAGAAGAGUGGUGGCCCAGACUGAUUGCCGAAAAGAAGAAACCGGUGUGGCUGAAGAUCGAUUUCGAUAGGUUAAAAACAGAAGACGACGAGUCGGACAGUGGAAAUUUACUCGAAGACAAAAGGUCGACUUAUGACGAUCUCCUGGACGAUAUUGCAAGAUCUAGAAGGAAAACAAAAAAGAAAGUGGAAGACUUCAGAAAGAUUUAUCUACUACUUUAUAACUUAUUUCAAUUUGUGGGUUUUCUGUACUGUUUAAUUGUGAUAUCCAUCAGAUAUGCAAAAGACGGACCUCUGUCGAUGGAGGGAACGUACAGUGCAAUUGGAAAGGCAUUUCAGUUCUGCACUCUGAUGCAGCUCCUGGAGAUACUGCAUCCACUCCUAGGCUAUACUUCCGGUAACGCUGUCUUCCCAACAGUUCAGGUGUUCGGACGAGUGACCAUGCUAUUCCUGAUGAUCGGUGGGGAACCGAGAAUGCAGACCAAACCGGUGGUCUUUUAUUUACUUGUAAUAUAUGCCACCAUAGAAGUCAUCAGAUAUCCAUAUUACAUGCUUAGAACAUAUAGCGUGGACAUUGGCAUUCUGACAUGGCUGAGAUACACCAUCUGGAUACCAUUCUACCCAUUGGGAUUUCUGUGCGAAGGUGUGAUAAUAUUACGAAACAUCCCCUAUUUCGAAGAGACAAAAAAAUUUUCUCUGGAACUACCCAAUGCGUGGAAUUUCUCCCUGCAUUUUCCCACUCUCAUGAGAGUUUAUUUAUUGAUGGGAUUUUUUCCAACAUUGUAUUGUUUAAUGAACAACAUGUACAAGCAGAGGGUGAAGAUCCUGGGAGAGAAGAGGAAAGAAAAAUCCCUAUGAAACAUUGCAAGCGGCUAAUUACACUCCUCCACCAAUAAAAAAAGAAAGUAAUAAAGAUUAUUAUUGUAUAUUUAAUAUAAAUGAAUAUUCUUCGCCUCGGAAUAAUUUAGUCUCCCUCCGACGGAUCGAUAACGCGUUAGUCACUUCGGACACCGCUAAGGGACCUCGUUCGUCUCAAUCUCCCUCUCUCUUCUUUUGUACUUUUGUUUCGAAAAAUCGAUCGAUUGUAUCUUACUUUUCUUAUUAAAGAAUAUUUGACAAAAA